GGUCAGAGGUGAGAGGUGAGGGGUCAGCUCCCGCCCGGCGGCAGCGGCAGCAUGGCGGGGGAUGGCGGCGGCGCGGCGGGCUCGGCGGCGGGGGGUGGCGGGGCGCCGGCCCCGCAGCAGGUGCUCUUCCCGCCGACUUUCAGCGUGUCCGAGAUCAAGAACAAGCAGCGGCGGCACUUCAUGUUCCUUCGCUGGAAGCAGCAGCAGAGGAAGGAGAAAUUAGCCGCCAAGAAGAAGCGGAAGAAGGAGCGAGAAGCCCUCGGAGACAAAGCACCUCCAAAAGCUGUACCAAAGACUAUUGAAAAUCAGAGAGUGUAUGACGAAACAACUGUAGAUCCCAAUGAUGAAGAGGUUGCUUUCGAUGAAGCAACUGAUGAAUUUGCACCGUACUUCAACAGACAGACAGUUCCCAAGAUUCUUAUUACAACAUCUGACAGACCCCGUGGGAGAACAGUGAGAUUCUGUGAACAACUGUCUAGUGUUAUACCUAACUCGCAUGUCUACUACCGAAGAGGACUGGCUUUGAAAAGAAUUAUUCCACAGUGUAUUGCAAGGGACUUCACAGAUUUGAUCGUCAUCAAUGAAGAUCGCAAAAUACCAAAUGGUCUUGUUUUAAGUCAUCUGCCUGAAGGUCCAACAGCUCAUUUUAGAAUGAGUAGUGUCCGUUUGCGUAAAGAAAUAAAGCGAAGAGGGAAAGAGCCCACAGAACACGUUCCUGAAGUAAUCCUGAAUAAUUUUACAACCCGACUCGGCCAUUCUGUUGGUCGCAUGUUUGCUGCUCUCUUCCCCCAUGAUCCUCAGUUCAUUGGAAGACAAGUAGCUACAUUUCACAACCAGCGAGACUACAUCUUUUUCAGAUUCCACAGGUAUAUCUUCAAGAGUGAAAAGAAAGUGGGAAUUCAAGAACUUGGGCCACGUUUUACAUUAAAGCUGAGGUCUCUUCAAAAAGGAACCUUUGAUUCCAAAUUCGGGGAAUACGAAUGGAUUCAUAAGCGCCGAGAAAUGGACACAAGCAGAAGAAAAUUUCACUUAUAAGGGACAGCUAUCUGCCAGUGCUGGUGACCAGACACACAACAACUGCUUUGAACUGUGGAUUAUCUCAGACUCCUAACUAAUGAGAAUCAUACUAUCUGUCUGCAGAAAGACAAACUGCAAACAUUAAAACUUUAUAUGGGAGCAGAUCAAGUAGGACACAUCUUUCUUCCUAUGUCUGCAGCUAAAUCCAACAAGACAAGGACAGCAGCUCUUUUUCCAGUUUAGCGGGAAAAAUGGCAAUGUCAGAGCAGCCUGUAAUUUAGCUGUUACUGAAGAUUUGCCAUGACAGCUGCUGUGCUGUAGAGAUAAAUUACACUUUGCAACAAGACAGUAAAUAUUUUGGUUAAAGAUAUUAUAAAAAUAAAGUGUUUCUAGUUAUA
Molecule: messenger RNA, 1415 nt
Organism: Phalacrocorax carbo (great cormorant)
Lineage: Eukaryota; Metazoa; Chordata; Aves; Suliformes; Phalacrocoracidae
Source: RefSeq, a predicted model, not a curated record